UAUUGCUCUACGAUGCAAUCGCUACGCUCACUGGGAGGUGCUGGAAACAAGUAUGGGGUUGUUGUUAUAUUCAUCGUUUUAGUUGAUGCGGGGGGAAAAAUAAUCGCAUGCCAUAGUAGAGUUGUUAAAUUAUUGGUUUGAAUUGCUUGUCAUAUUCUACUUCAAACAAAUUUCAUUGUCACUGAGUAACACAAUGGAUGUAAUUGAGACGGUUGUAACAGAGAGUAUUGGAGUAGAUGAAACUCCAACGGCGUCCAGUUUGGAUACAGAUAAAUCGAAAGCAGAGUUUGUAUGGACUUUACAAGCCACAUGGCAACUUGUCCAAACCCGCCUCGAAAUGGACCAGGAUUUUGACCAGCCAGUGUGCAAGAAAAAGAAACUGUGGGAGACAGUGGCUGAGAGAGUGACUGCCAAGCUAAGGGCAGCUGGGAGCACAGAUGUCACAGUCAAGGCCUAUGAGUGUGAUCUGAAGUGGCGUAACAUGUUGGCCACAUACAGGAAAAACGCUGAGAGGUCCAAGAGACUGGGGGCCCACAGUGUCCACUGGGAGUUCUUCAAGGCCAUGCAUGAGGUCCUGGGGAAGAGUCGGGAGGAGAUCGAGGCACAGCGCAGGUCCAAACUCAACGGGACCAAGCUGGGCAAGGCUAUUGCCAGCAAGCGGUUUACCCCCAUCCUCCCUACACCCUCCCUGACAGCUGCCCCCUUUGCUUCCAGGCCCCCCCAGGAUGUCCUGCAGCUGUACAUGGAGCUGCAGGAGAGGAAGAUGAACAUGUGGGCCCAGCAGAAGGCCCUGGAGGAGAGGAAGAUAGAGGCCAUCAAUAAUCUAGCCCGUGCAAUCUCCAGUUUGUCUCACAGUCAAAACAACAGUUUCCAGCUGCCAGAGUAGCAGUACAGCACACCAGAGCAAAGGAGUUCUCACUGAACUAAAAACUUUUGGAUUUUGUGUGAUAUAUGGAAGCUUGUGCAUAGAAUGAAAUAGUGCAUCAUGCAAAUGUUUCUUAAGCGUUCAACCAUUCAGCUACUUUGUGUUGUCAUGAUUUGUCAUUGUAUAUGUUUUUAUUAUGCUGUAAUAACACCAUUUGACAAAGGAGUUGACUGCAGGAAUUCCCUGUAAUACCUGUGAAUGAGAAGAAAGCUACACAGGGCAUUUGUACAUAGAUCUGCCAUAGGAUACAAAUAAUCCUACAUAUGUAUAAAAUACAAGAUAUUUGUGUGAUACUCUUCCUUUUAAUAAAAUAUACAAUAUAAA
This is a messenger RNA of Salmo salar (Atlantic salmon), 1249 nucleotides long. RefSeq lists its product as uncharacterized. The record is from RefSeq and is a predicted model, not a curated record. NCBI's taxonomy places the organism in Eukaryota, Metazoa, Chordata, Actinopteri, Salmoniformes, Salmonidae.